This is a messenger RNA of Guillardia theta CCMP2712, 333 nucleotides long. RefSeq lists its product as hypothetical. The transcript has 4 exons. Lineage: Eukaryota; Cryptophyceae; Pyrenomonadales; Geminigeraceae. Bases 1 to 333 code for a protein of 110 amino acids. The record is from RefSeq and is a predicted model, not a curated record.
AUGGCGAAGCGGGCGGCGGGGAGAUGGGCUGGGGCCUCUGGGCUGAUGGCGCUUCCUCUAGCGAUAGCGAUGUCAUUGAUCAUCAUCUUGUUACAGUCAAACUCGAGCAGAGAGGUUAGUUUGGCAGCUCGUGUAGCCAAGUCGGAACACAAGAUGGUGCUGCGGGCUCAACAAGCCGCAAAGGCAAGAUAUCAGAAGAUGAUGGCCGCGGCUCUGCAGGCAGAAGCUCGUGCACACAAGGAGGGUGAGGUAGCAACGGCAAAGGCCAUGUCGUAUCAGCAGAGUUUGGAAAAACGGAUGCUUUUUGCAAGAAGAAGGCGGGAUAUGAUGUAA